Molecule: messenger RNA, 4021 nt
Organism: Cyclopterus lumpus (lumpfish)
Lineage: Eukaryota; Metazoa; Chordata; Actinopteri; Perciformes; Cyclopteridae
Gene: adgrg4b
Product: adhesion G-protein coupled receptor G4
Exons: 32
Coding region: 45-3887 (1280 amino acids)
Biological process (GO): cell surface receptor signaling pathway; adenylate cyclase-activating G protein-coupled receptor signaling pathway
Cellular component (GO): membrane
Molecular function (GO): G protein-coupled receptor activity
Source: RefSeq, a predicted model, not a curated record
GUAGAUUUGGGUGGACACACGAGAGCCGGCAGGCCGGAAUUGUGAUGAUUUUUCUUCAAACUAUCCUGCAUGUGUUUAUCACUGUGUCUCUGCUGAGCAGUCCAACCACUACGAAGCGAGGCCCCCGGCUCAGUCUGUGGGGCGAGGCGGCUGACUUCACCAUCACCAGAUGCAGCCAGUGGAGGCUGAAGCCUCAGGUGUCCAUCCCCGCCUUGCAGGAGCUCACGGUCUGCUUCAGCAUGAAGUUCAAGACCAUUGAGGACUCCGAGCCAUGGACCGCCUUUAUGUACACUCAUCCCGAGGUUCAGUAUGCUGAGCUGGGCCUCGGUGGAAGGAGGGAUCGUUUAGUGGUCUGGCUGUUUGGGACAGAGUGGACCACGCCGAAGAUCAACCUUCUUCCGUCCCAGUGGUACUCGCUGUGCCUGACCUGGACACAUACGAAAGACCGGCCGGCCCUGUACGUCGACGGCAACCCGGUGAACAUCACGGCAGAUUCGACCCCCUCCGCGACCCCCUCGAGCUGCAAACUGGCCCCCAAUGGAACGCUGACUCUGGGUACAUUGUACCGCCUGGGCAACGGGAAUAAUAAUAUUCCACAUACCCCUGCGGUGGGCAAAUUAUCUCUAUUUCGGCUCUGGGGCCGAGAACGGAGCAAACAGGAAGUGACAUCACUGAAUUGUACAGAGGGGGACCUGGUAAAGUGGGAGAGAAACUACUGGGACAGUCAGACCUGUGCUCCUAUCCCUGACCCCAGCCUGCAGUGUGAAUGGUCUGUUUACGAAGUGACACUGAUGUUCGACAUCAUCCGUUCCGAUGGGAACGACACCGAGCCCUACACGGCCAGAGACAUCGCACAAAAAUGGCUCAGAGAGAUUCUGCCCUCCAACAUCUAUUUACCCAGAGUGUCUGUGUUUGAAGUAACCAGAUCCAGAAAAGAGGACAGCCUUGUAAAAGCAUUACAUGAAGACCAGCUGGUGCACAGGACGCCCUCUCGCAAGAGGUUUGACUGCCUGGUUCAUGUGAAUGUUAUUCCCAGCUUGGAUGUGGCAGAUGUGCAAAAUGAGAUGUGCACGAGCCUUAGUCGCGGCUACCUUCCCCCCAGUGGUCAGCUUCAGCUGCUGGCUGAUGAGGAGAGCAUCCACACCACACCUGUUGAAAGUUUCUCCGAUGUCACCAUCAGUCCAACUGAUGUGGUGAGAGUCACAACCACCACAUUUAAAACCACCACAUCCAUCACCUCCACUAGCACCAUCACAAGGGCCUCUACCGAUGUGGCCUUAGCCACCACCUUGACGACAAACCCUGCAAAUAUCUCCGAGCUGUUUUUUGAGGUGAAGGUGAAUGUUUCCAUAACGGGAGACUGUGACCCAGGACGGAUUCUUUCCACCUGGCUCAACUCCAGUCUACCUGACGACAUGAUGAUGGUGCUUGACCUCCAGCUGCUCCCCAAAGCUCGAAGGCAUCAUUCUAAACCGCCGUCAAACCUCUCUCCAUCUGACGGAGUGUUCGCGCCCAGAGUUUCAAGAGAGAGCUGUAUUUUCCAGGUUCGGGUCAUGGCGUCGCUGUCAGACUCACAGGAAAUGGAAGAGCAGAUACGAGACCGACUGCUGACGCCUUAUAACAACGGAUCCAUCUCCAUAGCAACUGAGGACAUACAGAUACGCCAAAUAUUGAUAUUAAAGUGCAACGCAGAAACCCAGCAGACACGGAAAGGACUGUUUGAGUGGCCCGACACUUCAGGAGGAAGAAAUGCAACUCUGCCGUGCCGGAAAAACCCUCAACGCUACGCCACUCGGCUCUGUAAACUGUGCCUCAGCACCCACUGGAUGGCUCCAAACAUGGAAGACUGCCACCUGGUUGUGGAAACCAUCCCAGAUCUGGAUCAUGUCGAAGUCACUGUUGACAAUGCACUGGACGUGGUGCAGAUGAUUGAGGGUUUACUGAGAAACCACUCCACACUCAACUACCAGGAGCUGCUAACAGUCCUCAACAAGCUGCAGGACGUUGUCAACCUAAGUCGGGUCACACCAAACCUGGGCCAAGCUCUGAUCAACACCAUCUCUGACAUCCUAGAAUCUGACAGCAACCUGCUGCCUUUUACCAACAUUAUCCUAAACAUAACCGAUGCGCUAGGAGACACGAUGGUGGGCUACCAGGGCUCCUUCACCCUGGUGGCUCCUGCCAUUGCUCUGUCGGUGGUGGAUGUCGAUCCUGGACAGUUUAACAGUUUGACAUUCGGAGUGUCAUCUGACCGCGCAGGCACAAAGCCUGAGAUAUUCAUCAACAGGUUUCCCUUCAACGGCACGGUGGCGUUCAUCUCCCUGCCAUCGGCCCUGCAGCACAGCUUCCCUCGGAACAGCUCCAAGCAGAGCACACCGAGGGUCAAGUUUCAGUUCUUCGGCAUCCCAAUGCUCUUCCAGAACAGCCAAAAGGGGCAGAGCCUUAACACCUUUGUGGUGUCAGCCAGUGUGACCAACGCCAGCUCCCCAAUCAAAGACCUGGAUGAAGAUGUCAAAGUCACACUCCACCAUCUUACACCCAACAGACUUCAUAAGAACGUGCAGUGUGUGUACUGGAACUUCAAUAAAAACAACGGACAGGGAGGCUGGGAUGAUUACGGCUGCAGGACGUACAACAGCAGCUCGGACUACACCACGUGCCUGUGUGACCAUCUCACGCAUUUCGGAGUUCUUCUGGAUGUCUCCAGGACUCCGGUGGACGUGGAUAAUGAGCAGAUCCUGACCAUCAUCACCUACGCCGGAUGUGGAGUCUCAUCGCUGUUCUUGGGAAUCACCGUCCUCACUUACACCGCCUUCGAAAAGCUUCGUCGGGACUACCCCUCUCAGAUCCUCAUCAACCUCUCCCUGGCCCUGCUGGGCUUGAACCUUGUGUUUCUGGUCAACUCCUGGCUGUCCUCCUGGGGUGUAUACGGCCUCUGUGUGGCUGUAGCCUCCACGCUGCACUACUUCCUCCUGGCGUCAUUCACCUGGAUGGGUUUAGAGGCCGUCAACAUGUACUUUGCCCUCGUCAAAGUCUUCAACGUCUACGUGCCCUCUUACAUCCUCAAGUUCUGUGCGCUGGGAUGGGGGAUUCCCCUGGUGAUCUGCAUCCUAGUGCUCAUCGUGGACAGAGAGGCCUACGGCAGUCACCUCUACACAGGCGCCCAGCAGAGCCGGCAGCAUUUGGACAACACGGACAACUUCUGUUGGCUUCAGGACGAUGUGACAUUUUACGUGUCCGUCGUUGCCUAUGCGGUGCUGGUCUUUCUCUUCAACAUCGCGGUUUUUGUGGUGGUCCUGAUCCAGAUUCGCCACAUGCGAGACAAUAGCCCGGCUGGGACCCGCAGCGGACUCAUGCAGGACCUGAAGGGAGUUGCCAGCCUCACCUUGUUACUGGGACUAACAUGGACAUUUGGCUUCUUCACCUGGGGGCCAGGCAGAGUAGUUCUGCUCUACCUCUUCGCUGGACUCAACACCCUGCAAGGACUUUUCAUCUUCCUCUUCCACUGUCUGAUGAAGGAAAAUGUCCGGAAACAGUGGAGGAUUCACCUUUGCUUUGGACGUUUCCGACUUGAGGAGUAUUCUGAGUGGAGCAACUCUGCAUCCGUUGGAUUUACAGCCAAACCCAAAUCAAAUCCUCCCAGAGCACUCGCACCGUCGGUCUGCUCAGUCAAGUCCAGCUCCACAGACAGCACUUCCGCUUCCUCCGACUCCAGCCAGAGAAACUCAUCCUGCAAGAGACCAAACCUGGGCCUUUUUGUGCAUUCCCUGGCUCUCCCUCGUGCCCAGAGGAGCUCCUCAGGUCCAGAAGCUCUGCCUCCCCAGAGGGGGAUGACCCCGACACCUGGAUGGAAGAAUCAAUUGCUUAGCCAGCAAGAACAAAGAUGAAGCACACAGGACCGGGCACACAUAGCAUACACAUGACAGACAUGCAAAUCCCAAGUCAUGCAAUCUUGAAAACAAAAAGGAAAAAAAAGGAACAUUAACAUAUACAUUGUACGUCAAUAAAGAGAUAUGCAAUU